Aspergillus puulaauensis is the source of this 642-nucleotide messenger RNA. RefSeq names its product signal peptidase complex subunit 2. Bases 1 to 642 code for a protein of 213 amino acids. The transcript is spliced from 3 exons. The record is from RefSeq and is a predicted model, not a curated record. Gene Ontology annotation, cellular component: membrane; signal peptidase complex. Gene Ontology annotation, biological process: protein targeting to ER. NCBI's taxonomy places the organism in Eukaryota, Fungi, Ascomycota, Eurotiomycetes, Eurotiales, Aspergillaceae.
AUGGCUUCAGCAGCGGCACCCAAGGUGCCUGUUUACUCUUCCAAUGACCUCAAGUCAACAACAGAUGAUGCCCUAGUUCCCUACCUAUCAACCCUUCCACGACCCUAUACAUUCAAGCAAGACCACUUCAAGACAACUGUCCGUUUUGUCGUGGGAUACAGCGCUGUCGCAAUUGCUGCAUUCACAUUUUACGCAGACCGCAAGCUAGGUUGGGAAGCGACACGGUCGCCAUGGAUCAUUGCCGCCGUGGCCUCGUACUUCAUCCUGAACUCGAUUCUCACUUACUGGAUUUGGGCAGUUGAGGCCAGCGAAGUCUUCCGGGGGAAGCGCGGUUCUGGCGAGACGAUAUCAAUUCGUUCGUCCGUCAAGAAACACACGCCACUUUACAAGCUACAAGUCCAGUAUAAAUCCGCAUCAAAUACCAUUCUCGAGGAGAAGGAGAUCCAGGCACCGUUCACAGCUUGGUUUUCUGCGGAUGGGACCUUUCACCCAGAUCCUUUGCGCAAGUGGCUUGCUAAGGAGAUUAAAGUGUUAGGGUUGGCUGCUCAAGAAACUGAAAAGAAGACUGGCGGUGUAGCCAGCGUUGUAGGAGUGGAGGAGUCUGACAGCAACGGAAAGAAGAGUUCGAAAAGUCCAAGGUAA